Lethenteron reissneri (Far Eastern brook lamprey) is the source of this 5836-nucleotide messenger RNA. It is a transcript of the gene PIDD1, whose product is annotated as p53-induced death domain protein 1. Lineage: Eukaryota; Metazoa; Chordata; Hyperoartia; Petromyzontiformes; Petromyzontidae. Gene Ontology annotation, cellular component: cytoplasm. The record is from RefSeq and is a predicted model, not a curated record. Gene Ontology annotation, biological process: apoptotic process; DNA damage response; signal transduction. Gene Ontology annotation, molecular function: protein binding.
GGCAGUGGCGGCGGUGACGAUGGUGGCGGUGGUGGCACCACCCGGCAGUCGUGAGGGAACCUCUCUAAGUCUCUAAGUUACAACUUCUCUUGCCGGUCGGAACAUGCUUUGUUUGUCAGUCGAACGAAUGGUGGGGUGGUGGGGUGGUGCUUAAAUGAAUUAAGAAGUUAAAGAACUACGGGCGAAUGAGUCGGUGGCUUUACAAACACGCCUGGUUCUGCCCGGGCCUGCAGUGGCGAUUGUGCCCCAGCUGCCGCUGCCCACUCUGAUCGCCUAAAACCAUCGUGAAGACGCUCCAUGGUGGUGUUGGCGUCGUUGGGAUGCAUACCAUCUGUUCGUGGUUAAGAUGUUUAUGAAGACAAGGGAUUAUUUCUUCACCGUUGUUUUGAUGCAUAUUCAUUGCGAUAGGACUGCUGCCGUGACAUUGGCUUGCAACGGUCGGUCACAUUUUUACGUGUUGAAAAAGACAACCGAAUUGUUUUCAAACUCUCUGAAGGUGUUGAGCCCAUUAGCGGUUCGAUUUGCGCCAGCAUGUUUGGAAAUAACGGCAAUAACAUGGCCUUGGAGGACACGGAUGCGCUCAGAUUACAACUCUACUUUGCUGGGAACUCGCUAAAUCUCGACUCUUACCUCAACGGUGUUGACAUCUUCCUCCAUCUGCUUCAGCAAUGCUGGCCCAAGGUGGCGACUUUGAAAAAUCUCCGCCUCGGCACGAAUGUGCCAGAGUCCAGCCUUACCAAAGCUCUGUCCGGCGUGUCCCGUUUGUACGCGCUGCGAUCGCUGGCUAUGCGUGGCGGGAUUGCCCGCAAUGACCAUGGGGCCGGCAUCGCUGGCUCCCUCGUUCGCCUCCCCGACGAUAUUUUCUCGAACCUUUGCCACCUCACUCACCUGGAACUCAGCUGCAAUCGGCUGAUCAGUCUUCCACCCACCCUGCGAGGACUGACGUCGCUCUCCAUACUCUUCCUGGCCAACAAUUGCUUGCAGGAGCUUCCUGAAUGGCUGGGGCAGCUCAGAAGCCUGACUCAGCUGUCGGUGAAGGACAACGACCUGUCCUCCGUGCCACCAAGUUCCUUGGAGGGGCUGUCCGCCCUGUGUUGUCUAGACCUGUCCAACAACCGCCUGGAGACCCUGCCAGAGGAGCUGGGCUCCCUUCAUUGCCUGGAGGACCUGGACUUGUCUAGGAACAGCCUCGCCUCCCUUCCUGCCUCGUUGAGUGGGAUGAAUCGUCUGAAAUCGCUGUUCCUGCACGACAAUCGUCUGAUAUCCGUGCCAGCAAGCCUGGCCUCCCUGCCGGCACUAUCCCGCCUCGACCUCUGCAACAACAGCCUGCGCUCCGUGCCGCCCGAGGUUGCGCAAUUGUCCUUCACGCAGCUCAAGGGGAACCCCAUUGGCAGACCCGAGACCCCUCCACUGCACGAAAAACACAUCGAUGAACCCAAGAUGAUAAAGAUGAAGCUACUUUCGGACCACGGCAGCAUGACGGUGGGGCCUGGUGGACUGUUGGCGUGGCUGCCAUGCGGAGUGAGGCUGCAUUUUCCCGCGGGGGCCGUGGACACGGAGACGUUGGUGACCUGCGACGUGCGGCCCCCUGACCCCACCAUUGUGCGACUCAACGAUCACGAGCUGCUUCUGAGCUCCAUUCUCGUCCUGCAACCGCACGGGAUCACCUUUGGCAAGGAGGUUGACAUCACUGUACCGUAUGAAGAAGUGCAAGAUGGACCCAAGAGGGAAGCUGUGAUGCGUACCUUUGACUGCAACAACUGGAGUAACUUGGAGACAAAACUGAAAAAAUGCAAAGAUGGCCGCAGUGUUGCGCGGUGCUCCAUGCCGCACUUCUCCUACUUCCUGGUGGUGGCGCGGCUGGUGGAGGACUCCUGCUCCGUGCCCCCCGAGGGAACCCAGCUCUUCAGCUCUGUGAACCCCGGCGUUCGCCUCCUCUUCCCUCCCGGGGCCGUGGAGGAGACGCGCCAAGUCCGCAUGCAGGUGCUGCCCGUGGAUGAUGAUGAUGAAAUGCGCUGGGUGGUGGGGGAUGAGACCAUGAUCAGUCCAGUGCUCAUCCUGUCCCAAAGCCUGGCCUCCACCUUCCUCAAGCCUGUCAAAAUUCGCCUUCCGCUGCCACGUGGUGUCUCUGGUAUUAAACUGGACCCCAGAAAACUGCACGUGCUGCACGGGGACCCACACACGGGGGACUGGGAGGACAUCACCCGCGACCUGACGCUUGAGUUCACGCACUUGUACGCCAUCUUCGAAGUGUCCGAAUUCUCCCUCUACUGGAUAUGGCACAGGACGCAGGAUUGCGUGGGCACCGUGGCCACCGUGGCCAAGAAGGCCUACGAGCUGCUGCGACGGUGGCGCGUGUGCUUCCUGGCGAUGCAGCUCAAGCGCGACCCAGAGCUGGUCCUGCUGCGGUGCCUGCCCUACAAGAAGGUGGACCCCGCCCUAAAGACCCUGCAGAAGAAGUACAGUGGGCCCCAGCCCUCUGAGAUGGUAGAGAUCCUGGAGGGCGAGGAGUUUUACGCUGCCUUUGAGGGGGGAAUCGAGGUCCACACAGAUCUGCCGAGGAGCUCUGAGGGGCGCCUGGCGUUUGUGUUUUAUGCCAAGCAGAAGAACAUGAAGGAGGUCUACGUAAAGUCGCAAGACAGCAGGGAGCGCGGUCCUGUCAAGGGGCAGGUUUCGUUUUACCGGGGAGAGCUGCCGACGGCUCUGCCAGAGGAAGCCGUGGGGAAGCGAAAGGGUCCGGAUUCUACGUGGCUCGCCACACUGCCCAUCAAGCUUCCUAAAGUGAAAGCAGACGGCAGAACAAACGGCUCGGAGAGGAGUGCGAGUGAGGAGAGCUCUCAUCAGGCCUUCUCCUUCCCCCCUCUCGACCUUGGAAAUCCAGAGACUGGAUACCUGACGGAAACAAACCUCCGGACCAUAGCAUCAAGGAUCGGUUUAGAGUGGCACGAGAUUGGAACCAACUUGGGAUUGAAACAAUCUCAACUGGAGCGCAUCAAAUACGACAACAGCGGCAACUUGGACCAGCAGAUCAUGAAGAUGCUGGUCACGUGGGCACGUGGUGCUGGUGGCGAAGGCGGGGAUGCGGUGAGCCUCCUCAUCAGGGCCCUGAAGGCGAGCAACCGGACAGACCUCUCUGAGGAGGUUGCCUCCACGGUGGAGCUCGGCCGACAGAAAUACCAGGCUCAGCUCAGCCACUCCAACCUGGAUCAGCAGAGCUCUGCGAGCCAGUAGAGCCGAACAGACUGGUGACCGCCUUCCUGUAUGUACGUACGUAUGUUUGACUUCGUUGGCAGCUUGCGUAGACAACCUUGCUAAUCGAGGUGCUCGUCUAAGGGGUGACUCACUGACAUGUUGCACUUUUGUUAAUUAUUUGGCAAGUGGUUCUCCAGGAUAUGUCCCGUGCAGCGUCGUACACGGGGCUGUUGCGUCGGGCUAUAUUUCUGAUUUAUCGCUCGUUGAUUUUGGCUUAGCACACCGGCCCACAACAGCUUGGGCUACCUGCUUCCUCUAGAACCUGCACUCUUAACACAUGAACGUCAGAAAAUUACAAUAUUUUCUGGUGACUUGCGGUUGAGUGCGGAGGUGGAGGGCCCUGCUAAGCGUUGUGUUGUACGCACACAGCACCUUUUGUCAAGGAGGGCUUCCUCUCAUUGAGGAAGAGGGCUUCCAAACACUGAGCAUGUCGUGGGAGUUGUUUGACCAUACUUCAACACGAUGGUGAGUACGGGUUGGGGAAGGUGGGGUGAUAGAAGUACAAUGCAACAGUUGAUGUUUUCUGCACUGCCCAUUGCUGCCCACCACAUGGCCUCGCAGCAGCCAAUACCAACCUUCUGUGGGUGAUGGCCACCGAUCCAAGCACCAUCCAGGUUCAACCCAGCUUAGCUUCCGACAUUGGGUGAUUUCUGAGUGAUUUGUUCACGCACAAUUACUUAGUUACUCCUGCUGAAAAUGACCAGCUGGGGUGUUGAAUUGAGGACUCUUCAGCAUGUAUUGAAUUGCAGUUGUAAACGCAUUCGUCCGCUACAAAUGGAUGACUUCAUCUAGUCAUCAUCAGCCAUUUAUCCACUGCUGGAUGAAGGCCACCCCAUGCUUUCCCCUUCCCUCGUCGUCCAGUGUCACUGCCAUCCAUUUUACUCCUGCGCAUGAAUUGAUCUCAUUGCUCUCCCAUCUUCACAAUACCACUCUUUCGCCAGUCUUGCCUACCGGGCAAUACCCAGUCUCGCGAUGUGUCCUGCCCAAUUUUCAUUUAUGUUAUUAUGUUGUGUUUUUAUUGCAACACAACGCGAGCCCGGUACAAUACGCCGAUCGCAAACGGAGGGAAACGGAAACCCCACAAACAGCUACCCGAAUUUGGUACGGCAGCACUUUACGAAGAGGGGAAAUUGGAUUCGCUGGUCCACCCAAGUGGGGACCAGGUGCAGGGACAUGAAGGCGAUUUACAAUUUCUUAAUUCUCAAUAUGUAUGUUGAACUUCUUUUGCACCGUAUGUAGCCAACCGUGCUAAUCAGAGGUGAUGUCACAUAUUUGUGUUCCUUUUAGCAACGCAUUAUUUCGGCGAUGGUGGGGGGGGGGGGACAUUUAUUUGGAAUUGUUUUUCAAAAGUGACUGAGCCAUAGUUCAGAGUCACGCAUGAGCCACUUGCCUGACACUGCUGUAGUUUUUUUUUAUGAUAGAGGAAAGUGACUUAGGUUUGAUUCUAGUAUUCCUCUAAAGAGUAUAUAAAGUAUUUGAGACAAUUUAUCACAAUUUGUCACCUGCAAUAAAUAACUUAAAAAAUAAUUUCUUUGUACAGGGAGCACACUUAUUCAUCAACGUGGUUGACUUGUUUAUGUAAAUAAAAAUAAAAAACCUGGAUUGUUAACUGGAUUUUAUGGGAUUUUAAAUCAAAUCUAGUUUGGUCGUGUGUAUUGUAGGACAUUUUACAUUGCCACAUUCUUGGGCAUGCGAGGAGUGGAUGGGUAUUCACUCCUGCUCUCAGCUGUUUAAAUAUUAACUUGAACAAAAAUUUAUAUGACACACUGCUAUCUUGUGCUUAACUUAUAUAACUUACGUUCUGGUAAUGCAAGAGAUAAUUAUCUUGCUUUAACUCAAUAGUGAGAAACAUUUUAAAUCUAGUUGCAAAGUUAACCCUUUCAUGGCUGUUUUAUAAUUGUAAGGAAUGGUGCCAAUUAAUAUGCUUUCUUACUUAAAUCAGUGCAGCAUUAUACGAUAACUUAUCAAAAUAGAGUUCUGACUGGCAGAUGGUUUUACAUCUAGUGUAGAUUAUGUUUUAACUGGACAGAUUUCAGUAGAUGUUGGAUGCCUGUACAAUAUGUUUGUCUUGUUUCAGCUCUUAUAUUUCAGUGAUUUGAAAAAAACGUUUAUUUUUAAGGGGUGUCUGUACUCCAUCAGCUGCCGUUGGCUUCAAUUUAGCCAUUUCCUACAUAGCGAGAUGUACAAGCACACUAUUGUAAAAUAUGAAAUCACAUUAAUGUGGCCAAACAUUUGUGGUUAUUUUAAGAAGUUGCUAAAUUAACAUGAGAUUGUUGCAAAAAUAAAACAGGCAUGGUUUGAUAGCGAUGUCUGCCAUUUUAUCUAUAUUGUUUCAUGUACUUUAUUGACUGGAAAAUGUAUCUGUAAAUGAUGAAAAAAACACAUCGCUUACAGGAAGAUGAGUACAGGCUGAAAAAUAAAUAGAUUUAACAGAACAAAAAGAUGUACCAUUGCAUGUAUAAUGACGUAUCUAUCUUGUUUUGUUUUUUGGUAUGUUAAAGAAUCUUGUUCAUUUUGUGUUAUUUAUUUCAAUUGAGCAAUCUUUUUUAUCAGCCGUGGAUAAUGGCCAGCUUUGAUCCAAUAA